CCCGCGGGAGGUCGAAGACACUCGCGCUUCCCGCGUCGCGGUCUGGGCCAGAACGGUUGCCCUUUUCCGCGUGGCGCCACGAUCGGGGAUCGAUGCGCGAAGCUGUGAUUCCGUCAGCCGUGCUGGCUCAAGCCGCGGCUCAAGCCGCUGGGCUCCGCGCGAGUAUCGGUAUUCCGUGACCCGCUACUGGACACUGCACUUGGCGCCGCGACUCUGAGCUGUGCAGCGGGCCCGAUGAUGCCGGGCCUGGUGUGCGCGGCGGCCCUGGCGGCGCUGCGCCCCGCGCUGGGGCUGCAGCUGGAGGGCCAACAGGUACCCGAGGCGAUCAACCUCGAGCAGAUCACAACGCUGGCCGGCGACUACGAGGAGGCCGAAGAGGCGGAGCAGAACAGGGAUGCCGCGGGCAACUGCCUCAGGUUCACGGACCCCUCCAAGUCUAAGUGGAACAAGACGACCAUGGGCAUGUGGCACAUCAAGGAGUCACACUUCGUGCAGCAGCCUCCAGAGCCGCUGCCGAAGCCCGGGUCGAAGCCGAAGGUGGCGUACCUGAUGUUCGUGAAGGACAGGGUUGAGAACCCGAAGCUCUGGCUCCGGUGGAUGCGAGAUGCGCGACAGAGCGGCCUGGACUUCAGCCUCAUCAUCCACGCCUACGGAAUCAACAGGCCGUAUGGGCGCUACGUUCCCAGCGAGUUCCCGCAGAAGGAGUUCCUCCAGUACGUGUCGCCCCACUGGCGGCCGUCGAACUGGUGCAUGAUGUGGGACGCGGAGUUCGCUCUUUUCAAGCAGGCCCUCGAGGACCCAGACGUGACGCACAUUCAGAUCCUUUCCCAGGACUCCAUCCCCCUGAAGCCCAUGCGGUACAUGUACCAAGCGCUGGAAGAUGACCCUGUGACCCGCAUGUGCGCGGACGACUACGUCUACAAGCCCUUCCCGCGGGCCGAGACUUGGUGGGUCAUGCGGCGCGGCGACGCCGAGCUUUUCAGGCAGCACGAGGAGCAGGCCAGGAUGAGGUUUCGUGCCCAGUGCUCGGAGGAAGAGGCCUGGUACUACCCGCUCCGUGCUCGGAUGGAGCGUUGGGGCCGGGAGGCAGCGCCAGUGAAGGACGAGUGCGUCAUGUUUACGGACUGGGCGGACGGGAAUCAGUCGUGCAAGGUCUGGGCCGACAUGGUCAAGCUGUGCCCAAACAACUGCAGAGUCACGCGUGCGAUGAGCCACACCGAGUCCGCCACGAAGCAUCCAGUAAUCUUCCACAGCAUCUCCAUUGCAGCCUUCCGGGAGCUCAUGGCGUCCCCCUUCUGGUUUAGCCGCAAGGUCGACGACGGCGCGAUCACGACCCCGAACAGGUUCGCGGCGCUGCUGGAGGAUUUCACGGCCAACCAUACCGAUCCCAGCGUGGGGUACGAGGAGAACACCGAGAUCUCGAGUGAGGAGUUGGUGGAUUUGCCGGACCAGUGAGGGCCCAGCGCGCAGCGAUCGAGGCAGUGUUCUUUGCGGAGAGGUGCGGUCGCCUGCCUCGUCCUCCCCCCCUCGGUCCUCGCCUUCCCGACCGUACGUGUGCGGUGGCUCGGUGCCUGGCGCCUCUCUUCCCUCCUUCUUCUCUUUCUCGCACCGCGCGCUGCCGCUCCCGGGCGCUGAGCGCUGGAGACCGCCAGGGACGCCGCGCGACCGGUUGCCGAGCGACAGAGGCGUAGGCUGGCGGUGAUGGGUGCCAGGUGAGGGCUGCCCUGUCGACGCCCUCAUCUCGCUGCCCUCUGCCCCGCCCAGCGCAGGGUUCAGGAGAGGCUGGGCCACGCUGGCGCUGCUCUCGCUGCCGUGCCAGCGGCCGCUGCCCUCCGGAAGUCGACCACUCUGGUGCGUGAACCGCUGCUUGUGCACCACCCCAUCGUGCGUCGAUCAUUGUUAGUUGUGCGCGCGGGCCCCGUGGCUUUUGAGCGCAACGGCGCGCGUACCCCGACUGCCAAGGUAGUUCGCUG
Prorocentrum cordatum is the source of this 1973-nucleotide messenger RNA. The record is from the annotation of a GenBank genome assembly. Lineage: Eukaryota; Dinophyceae; Prorocentrales; Prorocentraceae.